Messenger RNA from Prunus armeniaca (apricot), 303 nucleotides. The record is from the annotation of a GenBank genome assembly. NCBI's taxonomy places the organism in Eukaryota, Viridiplantae, Streptophyta, Magnoliopsida, Rosales, Rosaceae.
AUGUUGGAAGGCAAAGCUUGCGUGGAGGACACAGACAUGCCAGUGAAGAUGCAGAUGCAGGCCAUGGCUGCUGCUUCUCAAGCUCUGGAUCUUUAUGACGUCUUCGAUUGCAGAUCCAUAGCUGCCCACAUAAAAAAGGAGUUUGACAUGAGAUAUGGGGGCGGUUGGCAAUGUGUGGUGGGCUCAAACUUUGGGUGUUUCUUCACUCAUUCAAAAGGAAGCUUCAUCUACUUUACACUUGAGAGUCUCAGCUUUCUCAUCUUCAAAGGGGCCUCUUCUCCUUCCUCCUUACCCAAAGGCUAA